Molecule: messenger RNA, 1582 nt
Organism: Cladophialophora immunda
Lineage: Eukaryota; Fungi; Ascomycota; Eurotiomycetes; Chaetothyriales; Herpotrichiellaceae
Exons: 1
Coding region: 216-1148 (310 amino acids)
Biological process (GO): calcium-mediated signaling
Cellular component (GO): nucleus; cytoplasm
Molecular function (GO): nucleic acid binding; calcium-dependent protein serine/threonine phosphatase regulator activity
Source: RefSeq, a predicted model, not a curated record
GCCAACCACUGGCACGUAUGAGCCAGACUCGACUGCGCCUCACUGACAACAAAUUCUUUGCACGGCGCAUCACAUCGCCUCCCAGGUACCUUCCGAGUAUCUCAACUACAAAGAGUCCUUCUCAUCCGGACCUGGAUCCUCUGUCAUCUUCAAUCUGCCCUUCACCGUAGACUCUCGUCCUUUUCCAUCUCGAGAAACACAUCGGGCCCGACACGAUGGCAGAUAUACAACGACAGCCUCUUUCUCCCAUUCAAACACAGAUCCCUUCCUCAAACUCUCCGCCCACUUCAACCGCCUCCUCCCCUCGCCCAUCCUUGUCCGCCAAACGCUCCCGCUCCCCUCUCUCACUCGAUCUCUCCUCCCUCCCGCCUCUUUCCCAACCAGCACCUCCCUCCAACACUCUCCUCAUCACCCGCCUCGAUGACCCCAAGAUCUUUCACCCAGCGUCCCUGGCGACCAUCAGACAACACAUCACAGAAAUUGCGCCCCUAAACUCAUUCUCCCCGCUAAAAUCCAUGCACCGCAUCAUCUGCUCCUUCUACGACGUCGACGCCGCCAUUGCCGUGAGGCAGGUAUUCGAUGGGUCCGCGGUCAUGGGAGACACGGUCGCAAAGUGCUACUUUGGCGAGCCCACCCCGAUAGGAGACGAGAAGAAAUACCUGGACCGACCGGACGCCGGGAGAUUAUUCUUCAUCAGCCCCCCACCAAGCCCGCCUGUGGGCUGGGAAAUGAAAGAGGAGGACCCGCCGAACAAACACGUCCACGCCGAGGAUCUGGCAUCGAAGCUGGAGAAACUGAACGGCAAGCUCACGUCGUCCCCCACCAACCCCGACGACUCCGCCUCCGAAGACGACGCCAAAAUGCAAUACACAGCCGAGGGGCUCCAGAGAUUGAAGGCCAGCCGAGCACGUGCCUUCUCCGGAGUGUCGGCAGAGAACUCCCCCACCGCAGACGCGUCGCCAAAGAAGCAUCGGAGUCGAAGCUCGACUUUGAUCUACGACCCCAAGGCCCACGGCGACAGCCCGGCGCUUCCGGCGGUGAUGCUGGAGGCUGAAGAUGAAUCAGAUGUGGAGCUCGAGCCGGAGGGGCCGUCCAAGAAGAUAUUGGCAAGUACGCCACGCCCACCUGUGGAAUUGAUGGAGCAUUGAUCAUAUCAUCUUGCGUGGGCCAAAGUUCGCAUUUUGGGAACAGACUGGAAUAGUCUCGCACGACAUAGAUAACUGCGAGACGGCGUUUUUGGGAAAACAGGCGAAUGGCCCGGUGUAAACUGGAAGAAGCAAUUAAUACCAACCAUUGGGCAGGAGGAAGCACCAAGCUUUAAAAAAAGGCCUGGUCGGAUUGGGAUUGUCGCCAUCCCGUAUAUACAGUCUUGCAUAAGAAUACCACGAUCUCCAGGAGCGCCAAGACCAGCUCACUUCAUCUCUGAAUGUCCUGAACAAACCCUACCUCUUUGUCUCCCUGACGGUCUGUGAUGGCUUUUGCUGCAAUGACAAAUAAACCGGACAAGCUGCGGAUGCACGUCCGACGCCGCUAUUAAUACCGUAAUCCAAAACUCCAUACCAAUGCCAAUGCUGUACAAACG